AAUGGCAAAAAAACGGGCACACUACACCAUUUUGACUCUUGGCGCAUUGAAUUUUGUUUGUUUUUAUUUAUUGUUUAUUGCUUGGCAAAAGCAGGCUUCCACCCAUGAAUAUCAACGAUGGCGACUUCAAGGACCUUCGCUCCAAGCUGGAUAUCAUGGGCUUCACGCAGACACUGCCCGUUCUGGCGAUUCCCCUGGUCCAGGCCAUUUUCGGGGACUUGAUAAAAACGACGGAAUGCUUGAGGGACACAAAAAAGAAAGUUGCCGACUUGCUGGAGGAGAGGACCUGUUGGGAGCUGGGUGUGGAGCCAUACAAGUGCGACAAUUCACGCCUCCUGGCCGAGUGCAAUGAACUCCAUUUGCAGUUCCUUCGCGAAAGGGAGGACUACGAGCUGCGUCAGUGCGAAUCUGAUCGUAAAAUCCGCGAUCUGCAAACCGACAAGGAGCACCUACAGACCCAUAAUGCCGGCCUACAAAACCAACUCGAUGCCUUGCUGAGCAAACAAUUGAUUUCAGCCUCCAAUGCUAAGCGAUUGCGAGGAGGAGCUAGUGCUCCAGCCAAAAAACCAUUUAUAAGCACCGUGCGUGCCGGAAAUGCUCCACCAAUAGUGUUCGGUCCUUCAGCACUCAAAUGCACGAAAUGCAAUGCGGGGGUGUUCCAGAAGACCACCACAACCACCAAAGAUGGCGUGACAGUGACACAAACCAGUGGCCAAGAGGAGCUGGACAAGCUGCAGAACGAACUGACCACCGCCGGAGAGCAACUGGAGUUCUACAAGCGGAAAGUGGAGGCCAGAAACCGGGAGAUCAGGCGCCUGAAUGACAUGCUCAUGGGUGGACGACCGCCCGCAGCUUUGGCCAAGGACUGCUGCUACAAGGAGGUCGGCAACCUCUCGCAGGACAUCGAUCUGCUGCAGCGCGAGAAGAACGAGCUGAUGGCGCAACUGCUAGAGUUCCAAGACAAGAUGCACGACGCCAUGCAGCGGGCUGUGGAGACCCAGGAGGAUAACAAGAAACUCCAGAUGCAGUUGGAUGAGCUGAAGGAGGCGGCUCUCCAAGUAGAAGAGCUGGCCAACUCGGAGAUCGACGCCAAGGAGCUGGAGAUCAAGCAGAUGCAGUCUGAAAUAAAGCUGUUGCAAAAAUCGAAAGAGUACCGACUACAGGGAGGAUUCUGCGGCACGCAAAGCGAUAAUCGGAACAUGAACGAGCGCCUGAACGUCUUGACACGCCGGGAGGAGGAGCUGGAGUCCACCAACGAGAAGCACAAGAAGAAACUGGCCCAGAUGCAGGCGAAGAUUGUGGAACUGCAGAAGGAAUUGAAGGAUCAGAACCAGCACGGCACUCUGGAUGAGGAGAAAAUACGCCUCACGUCGGAGAGAGACUUCUUCCAGAAGGAGUACCUGCGCUUGAUGGGCAAGUGUGGCUCCGAAACCGAGAUAGCCUUCCUCCACGCCCAGAUCAAGUCCAAAGACGAGGAACUCAAAGCCCUUCGCACAGAACUGUUUCCGGUCGGAAAAUCGCCCUUUUCGCCCCAGAAGAGUGUGCAGUACGAGACACUUCCUCCGGGCACGGCCUCUUCUGGUAGCACCUCGGCCAGUAACCACAGCGACUGCGUGCAGGCCACCAUUGGACGGUUGGAGCGGGAACGGGAUUGCGUCAGAUCGGAGCUGGAGAGAGUGCGCUGCGAGCGAGACACCUUGAGGGAGAAGCAACUCAGCAAUGUCCAGCUACAUGCCGAGGAGCUGCAGACCAUGCGCCUGCGCAACGAGGAGCUCGACGAUCGUUUGAGGCAACUGGAGCGGGAGAAGCGGGAACUGAACUCAGCUCGGGUGCCGGUGGAAACGAAUCUGGUUCUGCUCAAGGAGGACCUUGUCCAGAUGAGGAAGCGUAUAGCUCCCCUGGAGGCGGAAAUCGAAAGGCUCAAGACCGAAAAUGGUCAGAUAAGUUUGCUUAAUGAGCAAAACGAGCGCAUCAUAACCGACUAUCAGGCCAAGCUAAUGGUUGCGGAACGACAGAGACACUCGGCGGAUGUCCGGGCGAGCUCCUUGGACACCAGUCGCGAAUCCAACCGCAAUGAGGUCACCCAGCUCCGCACCGAAAUCGGAGCUCUGCGGCAGACCUACAUAAGCUUGGAGCACGAAAAGGACACCUUAUUGAACCAAUUGGACAACAAAACGGAAAGGGUCUAUAAGCUGGAGUACGAGCUAAAGGAUUGCAAGGAAAAGCGUAACUCCUUGGAGCAAAAUGUAAAGGAUUUAGAGGACCAAGUAAGAAAACUGGCCAACAGGAACCGGCAACGCGACUCAGAACUGACGGAGACCUCAACGGAAAGUAAAACGCUGCGGCAACAGAUUGUGGCACUCAAAGCCAGCCGCGAUGAGGCAAUAGCAGAGAACGGACGACUGAUGGACAAGAUGAGCGAUGCCCAGGCGGAGGUUAAAACGCUGAUGAAGAAACUGAAGGACUCGGAGCAGCAGGUGGCCAACAUGCGCCAGCAGCUGCAAAAGUACGUCCAGGAGGUGAAGAAGGCCGAGGACCUGCUCACCCAAAAGGUGUCAUCUAAAUUCAAGGAAAGGGAACGCGACGAGCUCCUGGAUCACUAUCACUGCCUUAGCCAGGACCAAGUGGCGCUCGAAGGAAACAAUCAGAGUCUCGAGUGCGAGGCAGCAGAGUUCAAACGGCAGAUCUGCGAUCUAGAAAGCGAGAUCCAUUGCCUGAAGAAUCAACUGCACACCAAGCAAUGUGUUCUGGAGGAGAUGGACCAGCAGCUGACCACCGCCAGGGCCACCAUUCGUUGUCUGGAGCGAGAUCUGGAGAAGGCCCAGGGUGAUGCCCUGGUCCUGAAGGUGGAUCUCGAGGCGCGCAAAGAGCUCUGCGACAAGCUGGACGCGGAAAAAGUGAAGCUCAAUGCGGAGCUAAACGAAGUCAACGACAUGCGGAAGAAGCUGGAAAAACAGUGCGAAAGGUUGAAGGAUGAACUCCAGCAGGCAAGUGCCAUGAAACAGGUCACCACCGACACCGCUGACCAAAUGCUGGAGCGUUUGCACAACGACCAGCAGCGGCAGGACGAUGCGGACAUCAGAGCUAAGAACCACAUGGAGCGGCUGGAGAGGCAAUACCAACAGGCUUUGAAAGAUCUGCAGGAGGAACGAGAACGCUGUAGCCACCAGGAGCGUCUGGCCACCGAGUACGAGCAGCAGGUGCGGGAGCUGCGAUCCAAUCUCAACGAGGAUCGCUUCACCAGGGCUAGAAGUCGCGAGCACAGCCCUCGAGUGCCAUCGAAGACACUGUAGAGAUGUCCUGGAACAUUCCACUUCUAUCAUUUUUAGUUGUUGUGUAACUCAAAUUUAAUAAAUGUACAAAAUAUAUAAAUUAA
Molecule: messenger RNA, 3376 nt
Organism: Drosophila ananassae
Lineage: Eukaryota; Metazoa; Arthropoda; Insecta; Diptera; Drosophilidae
Gene: Cep135
Product: centrosomal protein of 135 kDa
Exons: 12
Coding region: 105-3293 (1062 amino acids)
Source: RefSeq, a predicted model, not a curated record